Messenger RNA from Sclerotinia trifoliorum, 1492 nucleotides. The record is from the annotation of a GenBank genome assembly. Lineage: Eukaryota; Fungi; Ascomycota; Leotiomycetes; Helotiales; Sclerotiniaceae.
UACCCCAAGCCAGGUUCGAGCGUAUUCGUAUUAAUUGACCAAUGCUCGAGCGUAUUCGUGUCCAUUGGCCAAUGAAAGGUUACCAACCAACCCCCCAUUGUUUGAUACCAAGAAUCACAAGACUUUCGUGACUAUAUUAUAAGCCGAUGUCGAAGGAUCAAAAAGUACUCCAGAGCUAACUAACUUACAUUUACCAUCGAAAACAUGGCUGACGGAAAAGGAUUCAAGAAAGUCGCCAUCGUGACAGGAUGCGCAAGUGGAAUUGGACUCGAGACAACAAGGUUGUUUUUGAGUCAUCAGUAUAUGGUAUUGGGAGUGGAUAUCAGUGAGAUGGAUUACGCAAAAUUAGAGAAGAAAAACCAAGAGAUGGUGAGUGCGAAUACGUCGAAGCAGGAUGUCGUAUUCUCUUAGAGCCAGAGUUGCGGGAAAGAGAAUAUUAAAUACUAACAUGUGGACUGGAUUAGUUUCAUUUUCAUAAAGGAGAUCUGAGAAAAGAUGGACAGUGCGAUGAGGUUGUGAGAAGUUGUGUUGCUAAAUUUGGGUGUGUACUUUUCUUCAAGUCCAGUUCAUCCAAAGCAUAAAGCCGUUGAGGCUGGAUCGAGAAAUAGUAACAAGACUCUAGUGACAAAAUCGAUGUCCUGGCGAACAUAGCUGGUGUAAUAGAUGCUUUUGCAUCAGCGGACAAUGUCACGGACGAUGAAUGGGAUCGUAUCAUCGCAGUCAACCUCACUGUUCCCACGAAACUGAUUAGGGCUGUUCUGCCAUUCAUGAAAGCGAGAAAGAGCGGUGCCAUUAUCAAUUUGGCUAGUAAAGCUGGAUUGAGUGGUGCUGUGGCAGGGGUUGCUUACACAGCAUCUAAACAUGGAUUGGUUCGUAAUUCUCCAUAAACAGAAAUAAAUCGUGGAAGCUAACGAUGUUCUAGCUGGGAGUUACCAAGAACACUGCAUUUAGAUUUAGGGAUGAAGGCAUUAGAUGCAAUGCUGUUUGUCCCGGAGGUCAGAAUUACCCUUUUUCUCAGGCGGUCUCCUUUAGACACACAUAUUGAUACAUUUAUAGGAGUGAAGACUAACAUCAUCAACUCGAUGAAUGGAGAGUGCUUUGAUCAAGAAUCGAGUGGUAUUUGGGCGUGAGAUCAUCCUUACAAUUCCUUACUGCUUUUUUGUUUGCUGAUGAUGUCAUAGACCGGUUCUCGCUUUGCACAUGAAGCCCGGUGAACCACUAAAUGUUACCGCUUCAGCAGUGGCUGAAGCGAUCCUGUUUCUUGCAAGCGAUGCAGCGAAGUCUAUCAAUGGCGUCGCACUGCCUGUUGAUAAUGCCUGGAGCACAAUCUGAUAGAUGAUUGAUUGUGGUUGCAGGAGAUAUCGAAUGAUGAAGGACAGCAAUACAUAUGGCCACAUGGUUGCAUUCGAGACUCGAGACGGAGCUAAUCCCUUGUGCUUGUCAUGAAUUAUCCCACCUGUAUUAGAAUAGAAGCAAACUUAUUAGAGCAUAU